Trichobilharzia szidati is the source of this 427-nucleotide messenger RNA. The record is from the annotation of a GenBank genome assembly. NCBI's taxonomy places the organism in Eukaryota, Metazoa, Platyhelminthes, Trematoda, Strigeidida, Schistosomatidae.
GGAAGCUGUCUGGGUUGUGAUUCUAAGACUGUGAUGUACUCUAAAGCUGAAUGCUGACGUCAUUGUCAAAUCAGAAAUCAUGUUUUCAUGACCUCAGUAUUGAUGGCUAUCUUACGUGAACUAUUUAGGCAUUACUUUAAUUGAUAUGGAACAACCGGCUAUUCGUAUUUUGAGACGACCAUGUCCACAUCUGUCUGAGAUUCAAAAAACACCACAGAGGCCAACUGUAGUCACUAAAACUCUUGAACAAAGAGAGGCAGAUUAUGCCGCUGCAAGGGAAAGGAUUAUGGGUUACACGACUCCGGAUCCAGCUGAAGUGGAAACGAAAGAUUCAGUAGAGUCUGAUACUACGAAGAUAACGGAGGAUACUAAUAAUCUAACUUUAAAGAAAGAUUCAUGUAUCCCGACUACUUCUACUACAACGUAG